AUGGAGUCGGAGUCAUCUGCGACAGGCGAGUCCCAUCCAACAUUCCUCCCGCCUAGUGAACUAGGCACGAAGGACUACUGGGAAUCAUACUACGAACGAACAUUGGCGUAUAUAUCUAUCAAGAACCCAAGAGGAAAGGAAAAGGAGCACGAUUUCAGCGAUGACGACGAUGAUGAUGAUGACUAUAACCACAACGAUGAAAGUGAAGACGACGACGAUGACCCUGGCACAUCGUGGUUCUCGGAACACAAAGCGCCUGAGAAGGUUCUUAAUUUUUUAACGGAUGAGUCGUUUCCACUUGCACCGGUGAAUACCAAUACCAACGUGGACGUGGAGACGAGUCAGCAAGAACAGUCUCAACCGUGUAUCCUUGACUUGGGGACGGGGAAUGGGAGUAUGCUCGCUCUCCUACGGAAGGGCGGUUUUACUGGUCCUAUGGUGGGGGUGGAUUACUCGGCGAGAAGUGUGGAGUUGGCGAGGGAGUUGCAGAGAUUGAGAUUGGAGGGGCGUUAUUCUGGUACUGGUACUGCGGCUGGGGACAGAGAGCACGAGGAUAUUGUCGUUGCGACGGAGAAUGGUACGAAUGAGGCUGUUCCGAUCUCUAUUUCUACCUCGAACAACAACCCCGGUGAAACUCAGUAUGGAAAACCCGAAGAAGACGCAGACGCCGUCCGAUUCGAAGAAUGGGAUAUCCUAUCCUCUACGCAUGCGCUGUCUAAGAAGGAGCUCCAGGACGCUUCUCGUCCGCGCUUAGACUGGUUCCCGUAUGACAGGGACGGGUUCGAUAUCGUGCUUGACAAGGGGACGUUUGACGCGGUGUCGCUUUCUGAUGAGGUUGUUGAGGAUGCCGAUCAGAGUGGGAAUGGGAUGGUUGUUCGGCAGAGAGUGUGCGAGCGGUAUCCUAUUAUCGCGCGAAGACUGGUGAGGAAGGGCGGGUUUCUAGUUGUUACGAGCUGCAAUUGGACUGAGGCAGAGUUGAUCCGGUGGUUUACGGAUGAUGUUCAUGAUGGUGACGAUGAUGGUCGGUUGUCUGUUUGGGGACGCAUCGAGUAUCCCCGGUUUAGAUUUGGGGGACAGGAGGGCCAGGGUGUUUGUACGGUGUGUUUUCAGAAGGGGUAG
Monascus purpureus is the source of this 1119-nucleotide messenger RNA. The record is from the annotation of a GenBank genome assembly. Lineage: Eukaryota; Fungi; Ascomycota; Eurotiomycetes; Eurotiales; Aspergillaceae.